Molecule: messenger RNA, 1060 nt
Organism: Arachis ipaensis
Lineage: Eukaryota; Viridiplantae; Streptophyta; Magnoliopsida; Fabales; Fabaceae
Source: RefSeq, a predicted model, not a curated record
GUCAAUUUCUGAAUUGUUAAAAUUAAAGCGGAGUCAAAUAAGAAGGCACUAGGAGAUUAUAUAGGUAAGUGAACGGUAUCGAGAUCUUUUCUGUAUGACAAUUUUAUUUUGAUACAUGUACUUUUAUUUGUGUUGUAGGUGGAAGGGUCCUGACCUUGACUACAGCUCGACUGAAGUCUUUUUCCUUAACCAAAAAAAGAAAAGUGACAAAGAUGAUUAUGCUAUAGGUGCAGACAGAGAUGUCAAUGUUGACGUAGCUCAGUUUAGUGCUCGUCCUAUCACAAGGCAAAGAGGAAAAUGUUUGAUUCAGAUAAGUCUUUGAAAAUGAUCUCAGAUGAGGAGAUGGAUCCGGGAGGUGGGAAUGUGGUUAAAAAGCAAAGGCGACUUCUUGGUUAUAUCAAUGGAGCAAGUUCUCAAUCGAUGUGGAGCGAGCAAUUUUUGCUUAUGGAAUUGGCUGAUAAGGUUGCCCAGUAUUUUGACAUUGUCAAGCUGUUGAAGGAUGUGGGAAAAUAGGGCAUUGGAUAGUAUAUGCAAGUGGUCGGUACCAGAUUACUAUGUAUGGGUCGGACAACAGAGCUGUUGGGUGCUGAAGAAAAAGGUGAAGCAGAAAGGAUAUUAAAAUUGGAGAAAUCUUUGAAAGAAAGAGAUGAUGUUAUUAUAGAUGUGACCAUAAAAAUGAAAAGCAAAGAAGAAGAAGUGGGGAAGUUGCAGGUUCAGAUUUGCCUGUUACAAAGUCAAAUGAAAGAGUCCGAUAAUGACAAAGGAAGAAUGACCUCUAGGAUUCACGAGCUGGAAAACGAGGUAUUAGAAAUGUUCUCGGCUGGUUUUGAUCAGGCGGUGAGUCAAGUGGUGACCUUUGCACCCGAGUUUUAUGUCGGCAAUCUUGAUGUUACCAAGAUUGUUGUUAAUGGUAAGCUUGUAGAUGAUGAAAUUGGGGAGGCUGAGGAUGAAAACAUGGCCACUGGUGAAAAAGAUAAUUGAUAUAUGUUUGUAUGAAUUUAGUAUGAAACUUUUGUUGAACUUUGUUAAUGUUAUGUCGGAUUUUUGCCGAUCUUUGAUA